This is a messenger RNA of Penicillium paradoxum, 2280 nucleotides long. Its product is annotated as MKT1 family protein. Gene Ontology annotation, molecular function: 5'-flap endonuclease activity; 5'-3' DNA exonuclease activity. The transcript is spliced from 6 exons. The record is from RefSeq and is a predicted model, not a curated record. Gene Ontology annotation, cellular component: nucleus. The coding region runs from base 1 to 2280 and encodes 759 amino acids. Gene Ontology annotation, biological process: mismatch repair; DNA recombination; DNA double-strand break processing. NCBI's taxonomy places the organism in Eukaryota, Fungi, Ascomycota, Eurotiomycetes, Eurotiales, Aspergillaceae.
AUGCCGAUCCGUCCUCUUGAUGAAUGGGCCGUUGGCCGUACCCAGUCCCUACCCCUCUCCGCAUUGAAGGGCGCCGUUGUCGGCAUCGAUGCAUCGCACUACAUCAACCAACACCUGGUGAAUCAGUCAACCCGAGAGGCGCUUCUAGGCGCACUAGGCGGAUUCCCGUUCGCCUUGCGGGCCAACAUCGAAAAGGAGCUGCAGGUUUUCAAGAGCCUCGGAGUUGCGUGCAUCUUCGUCUUUAAUGGUUUGGAAUUCGGCAAGAAAGAACAGCGCGCCCAACCGCCCGCAGCGUCGCGCUCCUUCGAACAAGCGUGGGACCUUUACGAUCAGCAGCAGGCCGACCAGGUAGUUGAUGCCUUCAGCAGUGCUGGUAUGCUCUCCUAUUACCCUUCUUUUCACCCAUCCCUGGUGACGGACCCGUCGGGCUUUCAAUACCUCUAUUGGACCCAAGGAUAUAAAGCUCCCGCUGACACUACGGAACCCUCAGGCACCCCGCCCCCGGAGACCCUUUUCAAGUUCCUGCAGCGGAUCUUGACCCAGAAUGGAAUCGAGUUCAUGGUAGCGCCAUACAGCGCCGUGGCCCAGCUUUCUUACCUUGCCCGUGGUACCAAUCCUGUCGUCGAUGCUGUUUUUGCCCCCUCCGAAGCUCUCUUGUUUGACUUGGACAAGCUGGUCACCCGUAUCGACACCGAACCCGCGCAAUUUUUCUGGAUCACGAGACAAACCUGCCAGGAGGAGUUGGGACGCCUUACAAAUGAACAAUUCGUCGACUUCUGCUUGCUACUGGGCUCUCCAUUCCUGCGCCCUUUCCCACUCUUUGAGAACCCUGCUUACCCCAUCAAAGGCCCCACCAUUCGUGAUGCGCUGCCGAUGUUCAAUAUAGCUGGGCGCAAUGCCCUGGCGUUGUGCGCCCAAUUCGAGGAGGAUCGCCGUAUGCAGGAGCUUCAGUACACAGACCUGUACAAGCGUGCGUUUAUGAUCGUGAAGCACCAUGUCUAUAUUGACGUGGAUGGUCGCGUCGGUCCCAUGGAUUCAGAGAACACCUCAUCAGACAUGCAUGAGCUGAUCGGACAGCGUCUACCGGAGGAGCUGUACUUCUAUAUCUCUAAGGGUAUCAUCGGCGCCGAUGUACCCAACUUCCUUACAACGGGCGAGGUUCGUAUAUCGCUACCGCUGGGCACCGAAGACACCGAGAUUUACCGCCAGCUCGUGGGUGAUAUCUUGACGCCUAUCCGUACUCAGUCGAUCUGCCUGUUAGCAAACUCCCUUCAUCGGUUCUACCAAACCAAGGUGAUUCAGAUUCGCCCGUGGUUCGAGGAGACAUCGGAUCGGCCGAUCAACCUCAAGGGUAUCCCGUCAGUUAAGGAAACUAUCCAGCGUUGGAGGAUCCACGGAGGAGAACUGCCUGAGGGUAUCAAGAAACUUCAAACGCCUCGCGGGUCUUUCAAGUUUGCCGUUCAGAGCUUAAGCGAUCCUGAAUUUGCGUCCAAGUCGUUUGCUAAUAAAGAGACACCUGUUCUUUCGUCACAAGAGGAUAUCUUAUCUAAUGUUAUGUGGCGAUUCCUGCAACUGCGUGGAUACGUUGACGACAAGCACAAGCUCACUUCAUGGGGCCAGUGCUUGGUGCAGGCAUUGUCAGCCGUCGAUCCUGUAGAAAACCUCGAGGAGUCGGUUUUCAUUGCCAUAGAGAUGGUUCGCCUGGGUCUCCUCAACACCAAGCCCUGGUUCUCACAUGUUUCUGGCGGCCCCAUGAGAGGAUCGGAGGAUGACAAGGCCUUUAAUAUGCUCAUCUCGCGCCUUGCAUGUGUCGGCAAGCUGCAGCACAAGAGCAUUGGAUAUUCCGGCCCUCUGAGCCGUCAACUUCUUUGCUACCGCUCCUUGAUCUCUGAGGUGCGCUCUGCACUGAGGAAUCUGAUCGAAGUGGUCCUGGCUGGUCUACUGCUCAGUGGAGAUGCUGAUCGGAACCGUAACGACUGGACUGAAAUGGCUAUCAAGCUUCCGUUUAUUGACGACAACGAUUGUGGACUUGGAAUUGCGGUACGGACUUAUCUCGACGACCUUCCCUUGCAGGCAAACCCGACGUCCCCCGAGGCUCGUUCGGAUGUGAAGGCGAAGGGCAAGGAAUGGUUCCAGCACAGCGAGAGCUUCACUGGAAAUUUGGAUUUGGCAUUCAAGCUGUGGGAUGCGGUCUACGCAGGUACGCAGGGUGCGGGCAAGGAGUUUAAGGAAGCGAAGUUCUGGGAUGAUGCAAACAAAUGGCUGGCAGAGAGACGAUGA